This is a messenger RNA of Monomorium pharaonis (pharaoh ant), 3916 nucleotides long. RefSeq lists its product as uncharacterized. NCBI's taxonomy places the organism in Eukaryota, Metazoa, Arthropoda, Insecta, Hymenoptera, Formicidae. The transcript has 4 exons. The record is from RefSeq and is a predicted model, not a curated record. Bases 795 to 3395 code for a protein of 866 amino acids.
AGUGUAUUUAUAUAUUUGUUUUUAUAUACAUGCACACACAUAUAUUUUAUAUACAUUUUAUAUAUUCUAAAAUACAUUUUUUUUAUUAUGAGCAAUAUAAUAUAUGUAUAAUUAUAAAUAAAUUUUUAUCAUGGAUUUUCUCAAUUAUAGAUCAUCUAAAUUAAGAUUUGUAUUUUCUAUUUUAUAUUAGAGACGAGUCAUUUUCCUGAAUGUAAAUUGAAAAAAUCACUUACAAGUUUGAAUUACUUUAAUAAUUACAAUUAUCAAAAAUUAAUUAAAUAAAACUUGUAAUUUUUACAUGACUAAACCUACAAUUAUUAGUUUCAACGAUUUUUCAAUUAAAAUGAUAAAAUAUUACACCCAGUAACUCAGCCACUCUCCACUCCAGCAUGCGCUAGAACCUUCGACUGUCAAUUUCUUGCCGUCCAGUGGAUUUGGACCGUUGGGCGUGCGAGCGAACGACCGGCAGAAAACAUUUGAAAAGCGACACUAUCGUGACAGCCGAGCAGUGCUUUGUUUUGUGGAAUUAUUUUUCAUUCCGUCUACAGCUUCGGAGAAAGGCUGCUCUUUACUGUUUUCCCGAUUGCCUCGUUCAAUCUGAAGCAUUUAUAAUUUGACUCGAAACGUUCAAUAAAGAUUUAGGAAUAUUCUCAAGAAUUCAUCAACCUUAAAGUACAAACUCGAUAUUUCUCUUACAACAAAAGAAGCGUUUUCGAUAAAAGACGUAGAAGUUAAUUCAGCAGGAUUUUGCUAUAAGUUAGCCAAAUCUGUGAAGAGAAACACAAAAUUAUAAGAUGGAGAUUCUGCCGCAAGACUCGUACGUAUCACCCGAGCGGUGCUCUUUUGGAAUUCACGAGAUCCCCACGAAGAUUGAAUUAUCGAUCGGGGAAGAUCAAAACAAAGAUGUCACGAAAAAAUACGUUUCUUGUCUCGAUUUGAUUGCGAAUUCGACACUAAUGGAUCGAGACAAAGUGUUCGAUGAAAAUGCAGAGAUGAUCUUGCUGGAGCAAAACCAGGCGACCGAUCGCGGCAGGACUAGCAGCGUGAGUCGUCGCGUGAUCGAAUUGAGUGACAAUGAUUCCAAAAUGAUCUUGCGGCGGCAACUCGGAGAUAUGGCGGAGCAGGGAAGUUCGAGUUUACGAAGCAACGCGAUGGAUUAUGAAAAUAUGGAAAUUCUGCGAAAGCUACCGCCAGACACGAUCGUAAUAAGGCAAAAAACGAAAUCAGAUAUGGAGGACAGCGAUUACAGAGAAUUGACGGAAACGAAUAGUAAUGGCAGUAGUUCAACUUCCGGCUGUGCGGAUGUUAAGACGAAAGGAAUUUCACGAGCUCUCCGAAACAAAAAUCUCAAAACGAUAGAGGUGAGACGAAACCCUAUGCGAGUAUCCAAGAGAAAUAUCGAUAAAAAUUUUUCCCGAUCUAAACGACUGUUGGCUAACAGCAAGAGAGAGUUCUAUUCGGAUUACGAGUUCGGGAAACGUAUAAAAGUGUCUACAAUGCCGUACAUGAACACCAGAUCUGUCACCCGAAAGAUGUAUACCGUAGGUGCUACUUAUCAGGCACCUACGAAGAAGGACGAGUUGGAAUGGAAGGAGUGGCCUGUGCAUGGAAUGCAUGAGAGACCGGUCUACCAUCCUCAAGCUGGUUUAGCAAUGGAGUAUUUAGGGAGAUACUUCACUAGCCUCGACGGAUUAUCUUAUUGUGAAAUCAUCGAUGAGCCUGAUAUCGAAGUGGUCUCUGUCGAUCCGCACUGCGACGGACGAGUCUCUCCGCCUGAAAAGAAGUCAAAGGGAAAGAUGAAAGCGAAAGGCAAGGCACGUUCGUCGAAUACGAAAAAUGCGUGGAACACUUACCUCUCCAUGGACAACAAGUCUUUCGAGACGUGCAUGCACGAGAGUCUUCACUGCGUGUUCGGUUACUGUUCGCAAGUUAUGACGCCAGCUUAUAAACAGGCCGUAGAAGAAAAGAUGACGAAAUUGACUAUUUCUUCGGCCAAGACUCAGAGCUCUUCAGGAUCAUCGGCGAAGGAGAUAACGAGCGCCAAGAGUAACGUCGCAAUCUCUUCAGAGAAUACCGCUAAGCUCGCGGACGAAACCAAAUUACUCGAAGCUUAUGCUAUCGCUAUGGCGCAAAGCAUUCAAAAUAAAAGCACCACUGGUAGUACAAAUGAUCAGAGAGUCACUCCGACUUUUCCUUCAUCAUCUUCAGCGACGUAUGUACCAGAAGCGCAGAGAUCGACUGCGGAGCACAACGGCUCAAAAACUAUCUCACAGAAUGGAGAGAUGAUCAAGAUGAAUUUGAAACAGAUUAUUCGGGGCGCUCCAAACAGCUCUCUAAUUCUGUUGAGAGGUUCGACUGCGAGAUCCGCGAGCAGCGACGUUUGUGCAGCAUCCACGAAAAAUGUAUUUGGCUCGGCCAAGUUGGAAGAUACGUCCAGCGACGAGACGAUGACGGGGAUGUCGUCAAUCUACAAGAAACUGACGUUUACGAAAGAACCGGCUUCGAGAUGCGAGGAAUCGCCGGUGAAUAACAACUUGUACACCCUGAAGAGAUAUGCCGCGAAUACGCAAGAAUACGCGCCAAAGAAGGCCUUUCUCGAGAAUCAGUUGGAUAACAAAAAGAUCGUCCAAGUCAUGAAGCAGGCGCACGAAAGCAAAAAUCCUGCUGACAAAAUAAAGCUCAACAGAGAGUCAGAUGGUAGAACAUCCACGAUGAAUUCUGGUAAGAAACUCGCAUGGUGCACAAGCAGAACUUCGGAGAUUGCUAGAAUCUUAUCAGAAUACAACAAGAGCACGGUAAACGCAAGAAAGCCCAUGGUACAGAACCAAAUGUAUAACUCAAGAGAUAUGAAAAUGAUGAAUCCCAACAUAAAAAAUUUACCGAAAAACCUCUGGCAGAAGAAUAAAGCAGCUGAUGAAAAUCAGCAAUUCAUAUCCAAUGCAAGUGCGAGUUUUGAUUUCCCGCAGGGGAAAUGGAAAAGGUUUCAUCUGAUGGUGGAGAAGACCAAGGAUAGUCAAACUGGUGACAAUGAUCAAAAUGUUUGGAAGAGAUCCCCGACAUUAUUAGAAAAUCACAAAGUUCCUUUAACAGAUCAACAAGUGAACUUAAACACGUUGAAUUAUAUAAGAAAAAAUUCUAUCGAUUCCCGUAAAGAUCUGAACGAACACGAAAUUAUCAUGGUUAAUGUAAAACCGAAAGAUAAAAAGUCGGAAUGUCCGAAAGAUGAAACGGAGACCUCAAAGAUAGGGUCGUUGCAAGAACUUCUAGAAAAUACUGCGAUCUUAUAUUGUGCCGCCAACGGGGUUCAUCAAGACGAUCUGUCGGAUUAUAUCGAUACUCUCGACAGCAAACAAAGCAUUCAAUGGCUAGAGACUUACAACAAUUCCAUCGUGUAAAAAGUUAAAGGUAGACUAGUAUUUUAUUUAAUGUAUAUGAUAUCAUUAAGUUCAUAGUUAUGUUUAUUCAUUAAAAUAGUUUUAUCAAUGAGAUAAUUUUAUGGGAAGGUUUUACUGUUUAGAAUAAACAGAUAUUCUUUUACUUUAUUUUAUCUUAUUCAAUAAAACAACACACAUAUAUAUAUAUAGAGAUAUUAUACUUUUUUCACUUUGAAUUAAAUUAGAUUGAGAUAAAAUUUUUCAACAUUUUUUUAUACGCCAAGAUAUUAUUUGGCGUAUAAACUGAUGUGAAUAAACACAUUUAUAUUUUACUACUUGGAACUAUUAAACAUUUACGCACAUGUGCUCGUGCAUAUACGUGGAAGUUUGACUUUACAAAUGCUAUUUACGUUAAUCUCUACGAUAAAACUGUUUUGUUUUUUGUGAUUAAUAUCACGCCGCCAUUAAUUCCAGCCUGUAUAAAAAGGAUAUAAAUGACUAGAAUUGCAGAAUAAAUAAAUAACAAUACCACGAUGCCCAAA